AUGAGUAUUUGUUUUUCUCUCAAACAUGCACCGGAAUCAGCCCCUUAUGUGGCCCCGAUCCAAACAAUCCAUAUCAUGGCUUCCGUUCCCGUGUCUGAGAUACGCCAAGUUUCCGUCCUCAACCCACGUCCGGAUCCCACAGGCAAGUACACGAUCUAUACCGUACGUGUCCAGAUUCAACCAGUAGCAAUUGAUCAAGACGAGACAAUCACCGAAUUUUUCACCCGAUUUCGUGAGUGCAAGAAAUUGGAGCGUUGUUUGGGUCAGUAUUAUCGGGAUCUCUUCCGCCCGGAACCGUUCCCGACCCUUCCCAUCCCGGAAUAUCGCACACGUUUCGAUGCGUCAGUGAUUGAAGAACGGCGUCAGGCGAUUGAGCGCAUGCUUCAGUUCAUCAACGAUCGACCAUACUUACACACACAUGCUUCCUAUGUGUUCGAAAAACCCAAUUGCUUAGUAACUGGUAAUGUUAGUUGCUAUGCGAUUCAUUUUGUUCUGUUCAACUCGCUUACCAUGGUCUCGUCAUCUUCAUUGAUAGCGUUCUUUUUCUGCUUAUUGCUCGGUUUCCCCCCAUCCGUCCAUGUUUCUCAAUUUCGUUCGGCUUCUAUCCGACAACUCCAUUUGUUUCUGUCCCAACGGGAGUAUCACAGAUCCACCUGGAAAAACAGUUUUACCGUGGACACCGUUCGUGUUCACAUGAAUUGA
This is a messenger RNA of Echinostoma caproni, 702 nucleotides long. NCBI's taxonomy places the organism in Eukaryota, Metazoa, Platyhelminthes, Trematoda, Plagiorchiida, Echinostomatidae. The record is from the annotation of a GenBank genome assembly.